Molecule: messenger RNA, 843 nt
Organism: Miscanthus lutarioriparius
Lineage: Eukaryota; Viridiplantae; Streptophyta; Magnoliopsida; Poales; Poaceae
Source: the annotation of a GenBank genome assembly
AUGGCACCACCCAUCUCCUCCCUGUCGUCUCUCGUGGCGUCCAGCCAAAUCCCGACGCCGCUGCUCCCGAAGCCCAGCAGCAGAGCGCUCGCCGUGGCGCCCUGCAGCUCCGCGUCCUCAUCGGCCUCGCCGUCCACUUCCUCGACUCCUUCUCGCCACGCCGCGGCGCCGGCGGCAUCGGCGGGCAGGAGGGGGCUGCUGGCGCUGGGCGCGGGGUUCCUGUCCUCGGCCGCGCUGCUGAUCCCGGCUGGGGACGCCGGCGCCACGCGCGUCGAGUACUACGCGACGGUCGGGGACCAGCUGUGCGACCUGAGCCUCGUCAAGUCCGGCCUCGCGUACUGUGACGUCGAGGUGCACUACACUGCAAGGUUUCCUGACGGUACACUGUUCGACAGCAGCUACAAGCGCGGCAGGCCACUGACAAUGCGCAUAGGUGCAGGCAAGAUCCUCCGAGGGCUUGAACAGGGGAUCAGUGGCGGCGGUGGUGUGCCACCCAUGCUUGUUGGUGGAAAGCGCAAGCUAAUGAUACCUGCGUCACUGGCGUACGGGCCUGAACCAGCAGGCUGCUUCUCAGGAGACUGCAACAUUCCCGGAAACGCCACACUUCUAUAUGACCUUUACCUCGUUGGGAUUUACAAGAAGUUCGAGAUAGAAUUUGGGUACAAUCACGUUGUCAAAUUGACAUUCUUCUUUUCAGAGUUAACGAUCGUUCUCUUUUCCAAGAUUGUUAAUCACUUGUCGGAAAUUUUACUUUGGCAGUUUUUUUUUCCUGGAACACGUGGAGAGUUUCAGGGACAAGUUUAUCCGGCAGAUGAAGGUGUUUCUUGCCAAGAUUGGUGGUGA